GAAACAAAAUGUUUAGAGAACUUUUGCUCCUUGUGGUAGGGGCUGCCAUGGUUAUGGCUCAAAGAAGAUUGGCUCUACCGGAUCCAAGAAGUUGUUCCAACCGUGUUCGUCACGCAAACUACAGAGACGCCCGCGGCGUAACGCACUCGUACUUCUUCAGUUGGGAACAUCAAGCGACCAGAGGCUUGGAAGUCGAUUGGCUUGACGCCCGAAACAUCUGCAGACGCCAUUGCAUGGACGCCGUCUCCCUGGAAACGCCACAGGAGAACGAAUUCAUAAAACAAAGGAUAUCUCGCGGAAACGUCCGUUACAUCUGGACUUCAGGUCGCAAAUGUAACUUCGCCGGUUGCGACAGGCCCGACUUACAACCCCCAAAUAUCAACGGAUGGUUCUGGUCCGGUUCUGGUGCCAAAAUCGGACCCACCACUCAAAGAAACUCCGGGGACUGGAGUUACACCGGAGGAUACGGACAAGCUCAACCCGACAACCGUGAAGCUGCUCAGGGUAAUGACGAAUCUUGCCUCUCCAUCCUAAACAACUUCUAUAACGAUGGUAUCAAAUGGCACGAUGUGGCUUGUCAUCACGUAAAACCUUUCGUAUGUGAAGACAGCGAAGAGUUGUUGAACUUUGUUUCUUCAAGAAACCCCGGUAUCCGUCUAUAAUUUGUUAAGUUAAAGUAAAACAUCACCUCUCCUGCGAACUUUGAAGUUUCUUCGGUUUUCAGAAGAAUUAUUUUUUGGUUUGCAUCCCGAUCCCUCUUCCUUCCUUCGCAUGUGAAUAUCGGC
Molecule: messenger RNA, 785 nt
Organism: Brassicogethes aeneus
Lineage: Eukaryota; Metazoa; Arthropoda; Insecta; Coleoptera; Nitidulidae
Source: the annotation of a GenBank genome assembly